CAGCAACAUCAACAACAUAAGCAGAAGGAAACGCAGCAAAUACUUCAGAUACAGUCUCAGCCACCUCCAAAACCUAAGGAGCAACAAACCGAGCAACAGUUGCAGCCACCUCCAAAACCUAAGGAGCAGCAAGCCAAGCAACAGUUGCAGCCACCUCCAAAGCCUAAGGAGCAGCAAACAGAGGAGCAGUUGCCGCCACCUCCAAAGCCUAAGGAGCAGCAAACCGAGGAGCAGUUGCCGCCACCUCCAAAGNCUCCAAAGCCUAAGGAGCAGCAAGCCGAGGAACAAUUGCCGCCUGUUCCAAAGACAAAAAAGCAGCAAACCGAGGAGCAGUUGCCGCCACCUCCAAAGCCUAAAGAGCAGCAAGUCGAGCAACAGUUGCAGCCACCUCCAAAGCCUAAAGAGCAGCAAACCGAGAAGCAGUUGCAGCCUGUUCCAAAGACAAAAAAGCAGCAAACUGAGGAGCAGUUGCCGCCACCUCCAAAGCCUAAGGAGCAGCAAGCCGAGAAGCAGUUGCAGCCACCUCUAAAGCCUAAGGAGCAGCAAGCCGAGACACAGUUGCAGCCACCUCCAAAGCCUAAGGAGCAGCAAACUGAGGAGCAGUUGCAGCCACCUCCAAAACCUAAGGAGAAGCAAACCGAGGAGCAGUUGCAGCCACCUCCAAAGCCUAAGGAGCAGCAAACUGAGGAGCAGUUGCAGCCACCUCCAAAACCUAAGGAGAAGCAAACCGAGGAGCAGUUGCAGCCACCUCUAAAACCUAAGGAGCAACAAACUAAACAACAGUUGCAGCCACCUCCAAAACCUAGGGAGCAGAAAACCGAGGAACAGUUGCCGCCUGUUCCAAAGCUUCAAGAACAGCAAACCGAGCAACAAUUGCCGCCUGUUCUUAAGCCUAAGGAGCAGCAAACCGAGGAACAAGAGCAGCAAGCCGAGCAACAGUUGCAGCCACCUCCAAAGCCUAAAGAGCAGCAAGCCAAGCAGCAGUUGCAGCCACCUCCAAAGCCUAAAGAGCAGCAAGCCGAAGAACAAUUGCCGCCUGUUCCAAAGCUUCAAGAACAGCAAACCGAGCAACAAUUGCCGCCUGUUCUUAAGCCUAAGGAGCAGCAAACCGAGGAACAAGAGCAGCAAUUGCAGCCACCUCCAAAGCCUAAGGAGCAGCAAACUGAGGAGCAGUUGCAGCCACCUCCAAAACCUAAGGAGAAGCAAACCGAGGAGCAGUUGCAGCCACCUCUAAAACCUAAGGAGCAACAAACUAAACAACAGUUGCAGCCACCUCCAAAACCUAGGGAGCAGAAAACCGAGGAACAGUUGCCGCCUGUUCCAAAGCUUCAAGAACAGCAAACCGA
Molecule: messenger RNA, 1346 nt
Organism: Rhagoletis zephyria (snowberry fruit fly)
Lineage: Eukaryota; Metazoa; Arthropoda; Insecta; Diptera; Tephritidae
Source: RefSeq, a predicted model, not a curated record